This is a messenger RNA of Tachysurus vachellii, 2581 nucleotides long. RefSeq names its product CCM2 like scaffold protein (gene ccm2l). Gene Ontology annotation, biological process: heart morphogenesis. Lineage: Eukaryota; Metazoa; Chordata; Actinopteri; Siluriformes; Bagridae. The transcript is spliced from 10 exons. The record is from RefSeq and is a predicted model, not a curated record. Bases 61 to 1920 code for a protein of 619 amino acids.
CACACACACACACACACACACACACACACACACUUCUUCAUUUACAUACUGCCAGCUGACAUGGACUAUGAGCCCAAGAAAAUUAAGAAGGGGUUUGUUUUACCAAUAAAGCGCCUGGUCUUCCCUAAGUUGGCACGGAGACAGGCAGACAGGGGCAGUGCAUAUCGCAGGCCUCUGCACACAGUGCCUCUUUACCCACCAGACUUUCUCAUCCAUCCUGAACGCCUCAUCUACGACUAUGUGGAAAAGGAAGUGAAGUUUCUGGGUCAUCUGACAUGGGUGUCUUGCUCCCUAAACCCCUCCAGCAGAGAUGAACUACUGCAGCUUCUGGACACCGCCAGGAAGCUGAAGGUCCUGCCUCUUCAGACAACCAUAGAGCAGGACUGCAUCCUUAGUCUCUCUGCACGCUGUCUGCUGCUCACCUGGAGAGAUAAUGAGAAACUCCUGUUGCGAAUCCCCACGCAUGAGAUAGCUGCUGCCUCCUACCUGCGAGAUGAUGCCCUGCACCUGCUGGUGCUCAAAACAGGUCUGAAUGUGGACACCAUUAUAGCUGGGGACAGCCUUGAAAAAAGGCCUACUGGUCUAGAAGGCCGCAGACAGACAAUGAGCAACGCUGACCCUCGUCCUGCAGGGGGAACCAUGGAGCGAAGGCAUACAAUCUGUGGUGUGGACUGGAAGCCGUUGUCUCGCCACGAGUCGAAGCAGAGCAGCACUGGUGUGGGUGGAGUAGGGCCUGCAGGUGGAGGAGGAGGAGGCGACAAAAGUGGAGGUGGCAGUCUAGAACGGAAACAGGUUGGUGGUAGUUGGGAGCGACGCCAAACCCGCAAGCCGUGCGGUGGAAGCUGGGAGAAGAGACCCAUGAGCGGGAGCUGGGAGAGACGGCUUGUAGGAGGCAGCUGGGAGCGCCGUGGUCCUGUGGGCAAAGGUGGAGGGGGUGUAGGAGGCAGUUGGGAAAAGAGACACGGAUCUGGUGGGAAAGCAGGAGGAAGCUGGGAGAGGAAGCACGGGCAGGGGGGCAGCUGGGAGCGCAGGCAAGCCUUCAUGGGAAGCUGGGAGAGAGGCAAAGCAUAUGGAAGUUGGGAAAGAAGGAACCACAAUCCACUGGAGCCCACACCAUGCCCUGAUGCUUACUGCAACCUGGUCGUGCUGGCUGUGGAGAACAGGGAUGCUGCAGAGGAAUACUGCGCUCUCAUUUGUCAGAUGUUUCAAAUCAUCUACGGACACCAGACCAUUGAGUGUGUGGACAGGGCAGGGUAUCACUACACCAUGCCUGACUGUUACUGGCUACAGAGAAGUGACAGCUGUCUGACAGACAUGACGUAUAGCUAUGACAUGGACUUCAGCUGCUGCAGCUCAUAUGAUGGUUCUCAGUAUGCCUUCGAACCAUACUACAGUGAGAACUACAGUGAGAAUUCAUCUCUUUCUUAUCAGGACUCGCACCACAGCCUGGCGUCCAUACACAGUGACUCGGAACCCAGUAAUGCAAGCCUGCAGCUAAUGCAAGAGUACAUGAUUACGCUACGCAAUAAGCUGUCCCCUCAGGAGAUCCAGCAGUUUGCUGUGUUGCUGAGGGAGUACCGCAUGGGCACUUCCAUAGACCAGUUCUGCUCGGACCUGCUCCAGCUAUAUGGAGACUCACGCAAGUUCCUCCUGCUCGGUAUGCGACCCUUCAUCCCCGACCAGGAUGUAGGAACUUUUGAGACGUUUCUGGAAAGCAUUGGCAUUCGGGAGGGCGGGAUACUGACGGAUAGUUUUGGGCGGAUCAAGCGGAGUAUGAGCAGCACGUCGGCCACGGCUGUGAGAGGCUACGAGGGAACGUAUGACUUCAACAGUAGGAUGAGUGACAUCACACAUGACAUUGAGGCUCUGGGAUUUGAAGAGGGACAUGGAGACAUCGAGGAAGAAGACUACUACCUCUGAUUAAUACCGGUUUUAUACAUUUAAAUUUAAGUCAUUGCUAAGGAGUUAUUUCCAUUUCCAUCAUGAUUUUAUGUACUUACUUAAGAUUCAUGUUAUACUGUAGACAAACUCUAGUCUUUUCAGAAGCUUCGCCCAACAGUCUGCCUUAGCACGCACCCUUGUUCAAAAAUGAGUAAUUUGAACGAAUACCUAAAUUCAUAUUACCUAAUACUGUACCUUAUACUGAUUACCUAAAGUCAUAAUAAGGUAAUAGGUUUACAAUUAUUACAAAUAUUUCAUUAUACAUUAAUACGAAUUACACUGCAAUGGAAAUGUGUAAUAACAACUAUAGGUUAUUACAUAGGCCAAAAUGUAUUAGUAAUCCCCUUGUGGUUAAUUGGCCCUAGUUAACUACUUAUCUCAUUUAUUAGGAAGCUACAUGCCAGAAGUCACAUACCAGUACAAACAUGCACACACCCCUGUGUGGGGGAUAGAAUAUGUGUAGGUUUUUUGUGUAAAUGUUUAUAUUUAGAAUAGCUGACAUUAAGGUAUGAUGGAGUAUUUUAGUUUGAUAAGGGCAUGUACCGAAAAAGAAAAAGAAUCUACAUACAUUGUAGUCCACUGAGCUCUGAGAGCAUGACUGAAUCUGAAAUAUUGUCCAAUUAAAACAAUUUUAUUCAAA